Messenger RNA from Eupeodes corollae, 1109 nucleotides. RefSeq names its product augmin complex subunit dgt2 (gene dgt2). The record is from RefSeq and is a predicted model, not a curated record. The coding region runs from base 61 to 762 and encodes 233 amino acids. Lineage: Eukaryota; Metazoa; Arthropoda; Insecta; Diptera; Syrphidae. The transcript is spliced from 2 exons.
ACAAAUUUUUCGCCCGAAUUUUAAUUUGUUCACCUUAUUUUCAUUGUUUCUUAUUGUAAAAUGUCUGAUUUUACUGAAAAUACUCGAAUAAUCAAUGCUGAAAAUCAAGACCAACUUAUUGAAGCCCGAGAUGCCGAAGUUGAGAAAGUGGAAAAACUGAAAUUUCUCCUGAAUUUGCUCAAAAAUGCAAACCUCCGUCAAGUUGAAAUUCCAGACAAAGAAGGCAUCCAAAAAGCCAUCAAGAUUUUAAGAAUCCAAGACUAUUUACGUUUGGAUGAAACUUCUUCGAGUCUAGAUCUUCACGAUUGCAAGAUUGUUGCUAUAACUUACACCGAACGGAAGGCCUUAAGGAACUAUCUUAUUCGAAAAGUGGCCGAAGUUUGUGAUCCAAUUGUAAAAUUUUCCCAAAAAAUUAAAGAAGAACUACCAGAGGUGUAUGGAUCGGUGGAUAGAAAUAAACAAAUUCUAGAAUUAGAGACAAAGAGACGGGAAUUGCAGUUGAAACUGGCAGAGGUUAAGAACAAAAAGUGUGCAAUGCUUAAAGCAGCUGCAGAUCUUAAAAUGGGACCGUACUUGAAGAAUGAAUUGGAGCUUAUGUUGGCCGAGCAUAGAUUGAAUCAAAUGAAGACUUCAGUUUUGCAAGGAUACAUCCUGAGCACUUUGUUUUCUCCCAAAUAUACACGAACUGAGCAACCCGUGACCACAAAGGCAAUCAAGGAGGCAGAAACAUUCAUUGAUGCCGCACUGGAGGCGGAAGAAUAGGGUGUUCUUUUUUUCCUAUAAUUUAAUCAAAACUCUCACAGAAAAGUUGUGCAAAAUAUUGGGCUUUCUCACAACUUUCUUUUAUAUCGAAAAUUUCCUAUUAAACAAGUAAAAUCAUCAAACUUUUCUAAUUUUUUAAUGACUUAGAGAGAGGUUUUAUACAAUUUCAGAGAAAACAAAAUCAAAAACAGUUUAACGAUGGAUUGAAAUUUAAGAAUGUAGAUUUAAGAUAAGUUAAGUUUUAAGUAUGAAAGGUUUUAAAAAUGUAACUAAACCCAGUACAAAUCCAUAAGACAGACUAUGUAAAUAAAUAUUCCUUCCUAAAGGGUUUUAAGUAAACUUCCAAA